AUGGGUUUUGUUGGUAUUCAAACCGGCUUCGGAUCCGCCGGCCGACGGCGGUCGUUGCGCAAGUCUUGGUUUCCGUCUGAUCAUCAAGGGCUUCAACGGUUGGAAGAAUCCACGGGUUUGGCUUUUAGAUUUGUAAUUGGCAGAACAGAUGAUAAAUCAAAGAUGUCAAACCUUAGGAAGGAGAUAGCAGAAUAUGAUGAUUUCUUGCUAUUAGAUAUUGAAGAGGAGUACAGCAAACUUCCAUACAAAACUUUAGCUUUCUUCAAAGCUGCCUAUGCACUUUUUGAUUCAGAUUUCUAUGUAAAAGCUGAUGAUGAUGUAUAUUUACGACCAGAUCGCCUUUCUUUGCUUCUGGCUAAAGACCGACAUCACUCGCAAACAUACCUUGGAUGCAUGAAAAAGGGUCCAGUUUUCACUGACCCGAAGUUGAAAUGGUAUGAACCACUGUCACAUUUGCUUGGAAAGGAGUACUUUCUUCAUGCUUAUGGUCCGAUUUAUGCUCUCUCAGCAGAUGUAGUUGCAAGCUUGGCUUCUAUAAGAAACAACAGUUUCCGCAUGUUCAGCAAUGAGGACGUCACCAUUGGUUCAUGGAUGCUUGCCAUGAAUGUCAAUCAUGAGGACAAUCGGCAACUAUGUGAACCAGACUGUACAACCACGUCUAUUGCUGUGUGGGACAUUCCCAAAUGUUCAGGACUAUGCAACCCUGAGAAGAAGAUGUUGGAGCUUCAUGCUAAAGACAUUUGUUCGAAAAGCUCAACUCUACCUUCUGAAGACACUGAUUAG
Molecule: messenger RNA, 783 nt
Organism: Fraxinus pennsylvanica
Lineage: Eukaryota; Viridiplantae; Streptophyta; Magnoliopsida; Lamiales; Oleaceae
Source: the annotation of a GenBank genome assembly